AUGCCUGACUCCAGGGACGGCAGGAGGGCGGCCCUUGCUGACCUCUCCGGCGGGGUUGGCGGCGGAGGGUUCUUUAUCAGGAGGGUGGCCUCACCGGGAGCCCUGGCGGUGAGGGGUGCUGGGAAGCUGUUGGCGCGGCGUUAUAUGUCGCCCUCGAGGAACAAGGAGAACCAGCUGCCAGUUUGGGCGUCGAGGGCCACACUGACAAAGAGGAGCCCGCUUCCUGGAUGGUACCCCAGGACGCCUCUCCGUGAUAUUACAGCCAUUGCAAAGGCCAUUCAGAGAAGCCGUUCAAGGAUUGCUGCAGCUCAGCAGCAAAGCCAAAGGAUUGAGCAGUCUCCGCAAUCUGUGAACGUGACUACUGCAGCACAAGCAGAACAGGAUGCUCCUCACAUUGCUGAAGCCUCCCAUGCUGUUGCAUCUGGCUCCGGCUCAACUGAAAGAGAAACUGUAGCAAACCCUGCUACUGUCUUGGUUGAUGACAAUUUGAAUGUGUCUUCCUCGCCAGCAGAAAGCUCACUGAAUACUCCAUCCAAACCAAUGGAUCCUGCCCUUUCAGACAUCGUUGAGAAGAAACUUUCCAGUUCAAUAGAGAAGAUAGAGAAGUUGGUGAGGAAAAACCUGAAGCGAACACCAAAGGCUGCCCGGGCCUCCAGGAGGGCCACCCAGAGACGCAAUCUCAUGUCCAUGCGAUGA
This is a messenger RNA of Miscanthus lutarioriparius, 696 nucleotides long. Lineage: Eukaryota; Viridiplantae; Streptophyta; Magnoliopsida; Poales; Poaceae. The record is from the annotation of a GenBank genome assembly.